UUGGCCACGAGGUUGUGGAACGACAACAAAUGAUGUUGGAGAGGUUUGGCUUCAAGAGAUCUUGUCCAGCUGUACUGGCUCCCUCCACAUCAAGACACAAAACUGCUACCAAGAAUAAGAGCACUAAUGCAGUACUGAUGAACAGAACCAAAGAAGAGCGGGAGAGACUUAUAACAGAAAAAGUUGCAAUCAUUCUCAUUGGAGAGGAGGGUACACCACCAUCUGCCACAGCAGACAUCCCACAGAACAAUCAGCCUGCAGAAGGCAUUGUUGAAACAAAUAAAAAUUUGCAGAAGUAUGAGGAUAAGUCACACUCACUAUGGAACAUGGGCUCAGUUUCAUUAUCAGAAAAGGGAUUUCUGUCUCACUAUGUGAAGGAGCUGAGUAAAAUCAUAUCCCCUAGUAAAGUACCAGCUGGUGCCAAACUGAAACACCUGUCUCAAAUACCAGGAAGGAGUAAAACUCCGGAAAAAACAUCACACAUAUUGUUGACUGAGGGAGACACUUGUUCACUUGUGUCAAGAGGAACGCUUGUCCAGACAAAGACAGAUGACAGGAAAGAGACAGAGGCGGCUGAAGAGAUAAGACCGAAGGCUAGACAGAGUUCUGUAGACCGACUGACAGAUGAAAGCCCCGGGAAAAACAGUUUCACAGAAAUGCUUAUCAGUGAUUGGAAAUCACUUUUAAACAAGAAAGCCAUGAGUGAUCUAACAAUUUACGUAGAAAGAGACGAAGAGAUUCCAGGCCACAGACUGGUGUUCUAUGUCCGUUGUCGAGCUAUUUUGAAGGACAUUGUGUCUGAGGUGUCUGCUGAUGCCACUAAGAAAACGUCAGAUAUGUUGCUGUGGGUCGAUGUAUCUUACACAGCAGCAUUGGCAUUCCUUGAGUUCCUGUACUGUGGCCUUGCAAGCGAGAUACUCCGGCUUGAUGAAGAUGACUUGUCGAAUGUGAAGAGGUUGGCUCAGAGGUACCGAUUCACAGAACUUUUACAGUAUCUACAAGUUGUAAAUAAUGUAAGAAGCAGAGUUAAUGAAAGCACAUACUUUUCUGCCAGCUCAUUGCCACAGGUAUUGACACCGCACCACAGUGUGUCUCGCAGGAGAAAACAGAAUUCUCUGCAUCCAUCCAACCAAUGUACUGGGUUCCUAGCUAUCUCCUCACCCAAAAAACAAAUGUAUUCAGAGGAUACAUUUAGCAGCCACAAACUUUCAACAGAAUUAACUGAAAAAAGUGUAUGUUCAGUGUCUUCUAAAACGAGAGAUAUAAGUAAUGAGUUCCAUGAUUCUGCAGAAUCAAAAUUAUGUAGCAAUGCCAGAUUGUCUCCAGACUUGUUUCGGGACGACGAGGGAGAGUGUGUUGAGACAUCACAAGAAAAUAGGAGUAGCAUGGAUUAUCUUUUAAGUAUGAUUGGUAAAUCAUCAUUGUCACAGAGUCACAGCCAAACCAACUUCACAGAAAUAUCAUCAGACAAGCCGACAUGUCCAAAUACGAGCAGUGUUGAUCCUUCUACAUCUCAUCUAAAGAAUGAUAGUUUAUGUGUUACUGCCAUCAGUGAUGAAGUGUCCACACAAAACGACACGCGCAUUAGCUAUUCAUCACAGUCACAUGAUAAGAAAAGUACAUCCCCUGAUAAAGAUCUCAUUUGCAUAGAGCAUCAUGAUGAUAUUCAGGAUAAAUGUGAUUUCCUUACAGCCACAUUAGUGCCAAGAAGUCACGCGACUCCAGAAAGUGUAAGCACCAUUUCUCCAGUAAAAACUGGAGCACAAAGAAAUUUGUCAGGUAUAAAUUAUGAGAAUCAUCGACAAUCAUCACAGCCCAAAGAAGUGCAUAAUGAGUGCAUUCGAUUUGAAAAUCCUCAGGAAGAUACUGCAGAUGUUGAAUCAGCCUCUGAUGGCAUUGAUUUCCUCGAGCAUUUAUUAUUAGAUUCUCACAGCAAUUAUAUGCAGGGAGACAUAAAAGGGAGAGUGGAGUCAAAGAGAAAGCAUAAAGAAAGUGAUACUGUAAGUGACCAUUGUAGUUCUCUUACAAAGAAAUUAUGCAGUGAUGGUUCUGAGCAUGAAAAUGUUGAAACAUUCUUUGAUACAACAGAACUCCAGGAACAAUCUGAUAAAUUUAGAACACUUGAAGAUAAUGUUACUGAAAUAAUUGACUUGACCCAGGAUAGCAUAGAUUCAGAAUCCCCGUUAACACCACCAAUUAGAGCAAGCAUAGUGAGCACAGACAUGGAAACUGAACAUAAUUCCCCAAGUGUCACAAAAGAAUACUCAAAAAUCACAGUUUGGAAUGAUUUAUUCAAGAAAUCAGAUGACAGCAGCACAAGAGAUCAGACAACAAAGUCUGUGCAUCUUGACAGUGACAGUAAAUCUGGUGUUGAGGAAAACACCACAUCAGUAGAAGAACUUGAUAAUUGGGACAGAUUUGAUGAAAUGUGUAAUGCUCCAUUGCCACAGAUAUUCUCUCAAUGUCUGACGCAGAUGAUUUCAACCCAACCCACUUCCAAAAAAUCUCUGAAAUCAAGUACGUCAUCAAAUAAAUGUAGGAUAUCACAAAACAGCGGCUCCAGAAGCCUAAGAUUAUCACCUUCUCUUCCAAAAUAUUCAGUUCAAGAAACUCCAAAUUAUUCAUCUUCAUGUAGCAGUUCUCCAGUUAGAAAACCUGAGAAUGUUUCAGAGAAAAUAAACGAAGUACCAUCUCGCGAACAGGAAAGUCUGAAAGGGAAGGAUGUGUUAGACAAUUUAAACAAAUCUGUAUUUUGGAGAGAUGAGAAUGAACCAACGCUGAGAAUCGCUCCGAAACAGACGGCACACUCAGACCACAGUAACAUUGCAGAACACAGAACACCAACCCGGAAACAAAUGCACGUUAAGUUUUCAGACAGAGUAACACCUUCUGCAGACUACAGUGCAAUGAAGACACCACAACUGAAGAAAGAACUUAAAAAAUACGGCCUAAAACCUUCGCUGUCAAAGAGACACGCUAAAAUAAUGCUGAGGUACAUAUAUGACCAGUUGCACCCAUACGUCUCUGUCAGCGACUCUGAAGUUGACGUACAAGAGUCAGAAGUGGAAUUAUCGCCUUUCAAAAAACCAGGCUCGGACACGCAGGUUCCAAGGAGUCCAGUCUGGAAAGAUAAUAAUUUAGGGACGUCAGGAAGUUCAGCAAGGAAAAACAUUAUGAGAACAGAAGUUGUAUCUCACGAAGGCUGUCCUGUUACACAAAGAAGAAAUUAUGCAUCUCAGAGUGACACGGGUUCUGAUUCUGAUGACUUGUUACUGUCACAGGAAAGCUCAUCAAGUAGUGCACAAAGUGUUGCAGAAGAGGCAUUUUGUGAGGAACUUGACGAUUUGAGCCAAGGAAAUGUUUCAUCAUCACAGGAUGCGUGUUCAUCAGCUGAUUUAGCAACAGUGGUCCACAAUUUUAUCACUAGUGAUCCAGAUCUCCACCAGAAGGUGCUGCUGUAUGAACCAAUUUGGAUAGAAAAGUUGCACGCUGACUUGAAAGCAAACAAUUUUAAAUUCAAGACGAAUCAACUAAUGGAGUAUCUUGAUGAACAAUGCAUCACAUUCCGCACUGCUCAAGGACAACGCAACAGGCAAAGGAAAAAUCUGAUGAAAGGCGCUAAAAGACGAAAGCUUACGAAGCGGAAAAAAGACUCCAGUGAUGUGUAGGACGUAAGAUCUUCGUCUUCAUAUGCUAUAACUGCAUUUUGUUGAAGCAAUCAAUGUGUGGGAGGACUACUUUAAACAGUUAUUAACCCUUUAUCAUGCCUAACACGGUCAAAUUAAAUCUUAACAUGGUAACCGUAAUUUAUCUGAAUUACACGUCUGAGUGGGUGAAGGUUUAUAAAUUUAGUCUGACUGAAAUACAUAAUGAUCGUGCGUUAGUACCCGAUUGCAGUUUUGAUAAAUCUGAAAUUGAUAUUAAAAAAGUUUAAAAUAUACAUAUAUGUCAUAAAAUACUGAUCAGAUUCUUAUUGAGUGUAUCAGAACAGAAGGGAAAUUAUUAUAUUUUGAGACCCAUAAAGUUAAGCAUAUUAUUUGCAAUAAUAAAGAACUGCCAUGAUGGUGGAAAGCAAGUUCAUGAAAAUCACUGUAAUAAUUACUAAAUUUUAUUCAUUCUGACUUCAUAUGAAGUUUUAUACAAUAUAUUUCUAAUAAAAUUACCAGAGUGUAGAUUAAAUCACUGGGGAUCUGUAGCGCAACUCAAACAUAAAUCAACUACUGAUCACAUCUUGCAUGUUAGUCAUAUAUUAGAGAAACAAGUUUGGAAACAUAUGCAUAGCACAAUAAUUCUGGUACAUUUACUUUGUCAUAGCGUAAAUCAUGUUUUAUAUUUGUCUACAAGUUUAAUUAAAAAUGUUUUAUGCUUG
Zootermopsis nevadensis is the source of this 4369-nucleotide messenger RNA. The record is from RefSeq and is a predicted model, not a curated record. NCBI's taxonomy places the organism in Eukaryota, Metazoa, Arthropoda, Insecta, Blattodea, Termopsidae.